AUGGGUUCCACCAGUCAGCGACUGGAUCUGACCUUCAACGGCUUCAAUUGGAGCAGCAACCUCGCCGUGGACGGAUGUAGAUCUCAGGAUCAACCGGACACACAGCGCUGCUGCAGCGCCACCCGCGGCACCACCGACAACUUCUGGAGGGUCGAUUUCGCGGGACUGAUGUCCGUCAAUCGUAUUGUAGUUUACGGAAGGAACGACAUACAAGGUGCGGACCAAUCGGCGGAAUUCAAACUAGCCGUCCGUAACAGCACAGGUGGUACCGAACAAGUCUAUGACAACAAGGGUGUGUCCUAUGGGUCGGGGGUGUUCACUGUGACUCUCGGGGAUAGGGCUUUAUCCGCGGUCAUCAUCACGCGGCCUGAUUUCAACAUCCUCACACUCUGCGAGGUCGAAGUGUAUCUAGUGUGUCCCGACGGGCGGUACAGUGACGAUUGUGUCCCCUGUGGUAACUGUCAAGAUGGCGCUGCGUGCGACAAAGUCACCGGAGCGUGUCUCAGUGGGUGUGCACCGGGCUGGCAGUCAGUCAACUGUGACGUAGUUGCUCCCACUACUACUACAACGACAACAACUACAACAACGACAUCAACAACAACUACAACAACACCGAGGCCGACAAUGCCACCAACAACUGCAACAGUAACCACGCAGUCAACAUCAACGAUGGUGUCAUCCACGAUACAACCGUCCUCAACCACAUCGGUGCCAACAGUAACAACCGCCACAUCAGCAUCAACAUCAGCGCCCAUGCAGACCGGAAGUAGCGCUCUAGUAACCAGUUCAUCGGCGUCAACAGAUACGACCAGAUGGAAUCCCCCUGGUGGUAACACGGCUGCUGUCGGAAGAACGUUGUCAUGGGAACUGCUCGCGCUGUUGUACGCUGCCACCCCCAUGUUCCAUGUGCUGUAAAACCUCAUGAACUGUUAUGGAUAAUGCCAUUUCUCUUAAUCACUAACAAAUUAUCCAUGUGGUCACACUUAUAGUUGAUAUUUUAUAUAUCAUUUGCAUGAUUACAACUGAAUGCGUUAUUUCCCAAAAUGGCAAUACAUUUGUAUUAUAUAGAAGGACUAGUAGGCACAUUCCAUAUGUACUCGUCUUGCGUAUCUUACCUGACCAUUUUUUUCUGCGACAACUGACCAAUUGUGGUCAGUAUUUUCCAUUUUCCAUUUUUCUUCCGAACGGGCAGAUUGUCCUGCCCGAGCAGAUUCGGGACACGAUAUUGAAUGUUGGACAUAUUUGUUCUCAAAGAUCACUUCUGUAUCACCCCAUUUACUGCCCAUAUUCUAAUUUUUAAUUAACCUUUUUUACUUAUAGCGUAACCGCACUGAGUCUCAAAUAUUAUAAAUCUAUGUUUUGUUUUCCAUCUUUUGAGCUCUGUCGUUUCGCCUAUUUCACUGGAAAAUGAAAAAAUAUAACUGCUGGGUCUUCACCGCAGCUUACAAUUAUGGACAAUACUGCCCACAACUGACCAUUUCGGACAACUAACUAAAAACUUACCAUUCUGGUGAAAGUCGGCCCAAAGAACCUCGUCGGUAAAUCUAGUUGUAACUUUUAAGUUUUAGUCAUUUUACUUUUACUCGACCUUUUUAUUUGUAACAUGACCUACAAAGGUGUGCGACAUUCAUCGUAAAUGUUGCGAUAUAUAUCAGUAGUUAAUAUUUUGCGACAUUUAUCGUUAAAGUUGUGACAAAUAUCGUCAGUAGUAUUUGCGACAUUUAUCGUUCCUUGCGACAUUUAUCUUCAACGUUGCGACAAAUCACGUAGCAACGUGUUCAAAACUUUAACGGCCAGUUAGUUCAGACCCAAUAAUAAAUUUAAAAGCAAUAUUAUUGUCAAUACAUGUAUUUUUAAAUAAUUCCAGCAAAUACAUUUGCUUACAAUUAAAAUAUAUUGACGGGUUAACAAUUUAAUCACAUUGAUACAUUGAUGGAACAAUCAACGGCUGUUAGAUAAAAUGGCCGUUGAUAUUUUUCACAAUCAGUCCCUGCAUUGGG
Molecule: messenger RNA, 2000 nt
Organism: Dreissena polymorpha
Lineage: Eukaryota; Metazoa; Mollusca; Bivalvia; Myida; Dreissenidae
Exons: 7
Coding region: 1-915 (304 amino acids)
Source: RefSeq, a predicted model, not a curated record